This is a messenger RNA of Ochlerotatus camptorhynchus, 1082 nucleotides long. Its product is annotated as lipase member H-like. The record is from RefSeq and is a predicted model, not a curated record. Gene Ontology annotation, biological process: lipid catabolic process. Lineage: Eukaryota; Metazoa; Arthropoda; Insecta; Diptera; Culicidae. Gene Ontology annotation, molecular function: lipase activity. The coding region runs from base 34 to 1062 and encodes 342 amino acids. The transcript has 2 exons.
ACCCCGUUUAGGCACUUAUCCAACUGCAUCAGAAUGAAUUAUUUCGUGAUCACUUUUGUGUUGGCCGUUUUUGGCAUUAGUGGAUCGUUUGGUGGCAUUUUCGAUUCUUUUAGCACUAACACAGACUAUAACAUGGCAUUUGUCAUGGAUACCAUUUUCGGAGUAGCUAAAAAUACCACGAAAUACUUAGCCAAUGGUAACAAUACGAAUCCUAUCGAAGUCGAUGUGACGAUACGGUGUGGUAAUCGUGGCACUGCUGAUUUAACUCCCACUGUGAUCAACGAUGCUAACCUGAGUGCGAAAUUGGAUGUUUCUAAACCGAUUGUAUUCAUCACUCACGGUUGGGUUGAUAACGGUGAUCGUCUCUGGAUAAAGGAGCUCAAAGAUGAUUAUCUUAAAUUUGUUGACACGAACGUCUGUGUAGUAGAUUGGGGCAAUUUAGCCAUUGUUGGAUACAUGAUCUCAGUGAAGAACACUUUUGCCGUUGGUCAAUAUGUUUCAAAGUUCAUAACCUACUUGAACGGUCAGGGGAUCCCUUUGAGCAAAGUAACGCUCGUUGGUCACAGUUUGGGGGCCCAAAUAAGCGGACACAUUGGCUAUAAUUUAGGUGGUCAAGUUGGUUCUAUUUAUGGCUUGGAUCCUGCGGGUCCGUUGUUUACAAUGCCCUUUGAUAUGGGAACUGCAAAGCGUUUGGAUAAAUCGGAUGCCAUGUACGUACAGAUGAUCAUCACUUCGAGAUGCGCCACUGGAGUCUGCAAAGGAGAUGGACAUGAAAAUUUUUACCCCACUGGAGGAUGGGUACCUCAGCCGAACUGUGGUUUGCCGUUGUUUUCUAAUGCCGAAAGCGCGGAGAUGGUCAGCUGCAGCCAUUCACAUUCGAUCACGUUGUUCCGAAUGGCUUUGAAUCCGAGCAAUGUUUUCACAGGGAAAGCGUGUACGGAUUAUUUUUCGUACUAUCCGGUUUUGUGCUUUUUCAGUGCUACCAACAAAAUGGGCAUCUAUUCGAGCCGAAUUGGAGGAAAUUUCAAUGUGAAGACGACCGCAUUUGUACCGUACACGUGAGCUCUAAAACAUUUUAUCUA